Molecule: messenger RNA, 1392 nt
Organism: Talaromyces rugulosus
Lineage: Eukaryota; Fungi; Ascomycota; Eurotiomycetes; Eurotiales; Trichocomaceae
Exons: 1
Coding region: 1-1392 (463 amino acids)
Biological process (GO): asparaginyl-tRNA aminoacylation
Cellular component (GO): mitochondrion
Molecular function (GO): ATP binding; asparagine-tRNA ligase activity
Source: RefSeq, a predicted model, not a curated record
AUGUCUGGUAUCUGGAAAGCCUGUCCUCCUGGGAAGGAACAGAAACAUGAACUACAGGCCACGGCGGUUCGAUUAGUAGGAGAAGCAGAUCCAGAGGUUAGUUACGCUUGUGAACUCUUGUUCCUUGGCAUGAAAUAUAACGGCAAUCUCGGACAGACAUAUCCUAUUCAAAAAAAGUAUCAUUCGCCCGACUUCCUCAGGCAGAUUCCCCAUCUUCGGCUGCGGACUCCAUUUCAGUCGCUCCUGGCGCGAUUUCGCUCAGAAUGCAUCUAUCAGCUGGGGCAGACCUUUCGAUCUCAUCCCCAUGGGCACUUCGUGCAGGUCCAGCCACCGCUAAUUACUUCGUCUGACUGUGAGGGAGCUGGUGAGACAUUUACAGUUGUUCCGCAGUCAACAUCUCCAACAUCCGACAAAGAUGCAGAUCAUUUCUUUCGCAGUCCGAAAUAUUUGACAGUAUCAUCACAGCUUCAUUUGGAGGCGUAUGCAGCUGAAUUAGGCAAUGUAUGGACACUCUCGCCGACUUUUCGGGCAGAGAAGAGCGACACUCCGCGCCACCUGAGCGAGUUCUAUAUGUUGGAGGCAGAGGUUAAUUUUGCAAAUGACGUGGACACGCUAACUGAUUUGGUGGAGUAUCUGAUCCGCGAUUUGACGCGCAGAGUCCACGACACCCCUGUUGGGCAAGAGAUUCUGUCUGCGAAACGAUCGGGAGAGUCCGGUUCUGAUUCUGCCGAGUCUGGCGAGGGCCUCCGCAAGCGUUGGGAUGCCUUACUUUCCGAGUCUGCUUGGCCUCGGGUAACAUACACACGUGUGAUAGAAAUGCUUGAAGACGCCGUAGCUAAUCGCGGUGCUUCUUUCACUUUUCCGCCAGUGUGGUCAGAUGGUCUUCAGCUUGAGCAUGAGAAAUACAUUGUCGACCAUCUUUUCAGCGGCGUGCCUGUUUUCGUGACAGACUACCCGAAGAAAGUGAAGCCAUUUUACAUGGCGCCUUCUGAAGCCAGUGCCGGUUCUGACCCUGAUAAACCCACGGUGGCAUGCUUUGAUCUCCUGUUGCCUGAGAUUAGUGAAGUCGUUGGAGGCUCUCUCCGUGAACACAGGUUACCCGAGCUGAUCCAAAACAUGCGCGAGCACGGGCUUAUCAAGAAAACGCCGUUGAAUAAUCUUGCAGAAAAUGCCACUACAGAAACCGCCGCCGCCGAGCCCAAAUAUCCGUCACUACUGCCGGGUGAGGAUCUUGGUCAUCUUCAGUGGUAUGCAGACCUUCGUCGGUGGGGAGGCGCACCGCAUGGAGGAUUUGGCCUAGGGUUCGAUCGACUUAUUGGUUAUCUUACAGGUGUGGUCAGUCUUCGAGAUGUGGUUCCUUUUCCGAGGUAUUUUGGCAGAGCUGAUUGUUGA